CCCGGAAAAGAGACCGACACCAGCACGGGGAAAGAAAUCCACAUGCCUCCCAAUACAGAUGCUGCUGCUGCUGCUGCUGCCGAACACCUCCUCCCCGCCUCUUCAGGCUCGAAGACACCCCAACAGACGAACAAUAACACACAAUACAACGCGCCCGUCCAAGUGAACCACCGGACCACAAACACAAUAACAAAUAACAAUUAUUACGAGACGACUGCACAUGUGAAAGGGAACCGUUUAGGCACGCCGGGAAGACUGUUGGCCAACCUCGCUGGCUUUGCUCGGGAGGCUUGGGCUUCUCCUGCCCGCUACUACGACAUCGUUCGUAAUAUUCCACGGCUGUUCUCCAUCUCCCUCGCCAUCUUCUGUGUUUUUUCCGGGUUCUGGGCCUAUCAGACCAUUGCCCAAGGGCUCGGAAGAUGGAUGUGGCCGUCUCCCAUCUCGUACUCGUAUACUUCGCCCUCCUCACCCUCGCCCUCCCCCACGAUCAUCACCGUGCCGUUUGCCGUGUCGGUCAGUGGCCCUCUUCCGACAGAAAAGGGCCUCAUCUUCCCCUACGCACGUGGUGUGCGCCAGCUUCUCGCAGAUGUGCAGCGCUCGUCUCUCGCAGACACUACCGACAUUGUCGUCCUCUAUGAUCAGUACGCCAUGCUCGGCGCCCAGAUCGACACGGCCUGGGCCGAGGCUCUUUCGGCACUUCUCACACGGAUGCGCUCCGAGCUACGC
Messenger RNA from Colletotrichum navitas, 726 nucleotides. RefSeq lists its product as uncharacterized. The record is from RefSeq and is a predicted model, not a curated record. The coding region runs from base 420 to 638 and encodes 72 amino acids. The transcript has a single exon. NCBI's taxonomy places the organism in Eukaryota, Fungi, Ascomycota, Sordariomycetes, Glomerellales, Glomerellaceae.